AUGUCUAAAAGAAAAAACGAGUUUUCAUCCGAAUCUUACAACAAAGGAAAAGAAAACAUUUCUAACGGUGUUCCAGCCAUCUUAAAUACGAAUGCAUCUACAAAUAUUACAACUGGUCAUACAAAUGUUCGUAGAGGUAGAAGGCCAUUAUCGACAAUUACUAAUGUUGUUGUUCCCACUGUAACACAAGAUCAGGCAAGACAUAGUCGAAAAAUUAGGAAAGUAUUAUUGGAUAACAAAAGAUCAAAAUUAGAUGGAUGUCCAUCAAACGUUGACCAUACAAUUGUCAUAACAACUGAUUCGAUACCCUCUCCUUCUAUUCCGACCGUUACCCAAAAAUUAUCUGCUUUAUCUGCAGAUAACAGCCGCUUUAGGGAAGUAAAUUUGGAGAAUACAACAUCUCCUCUGAGAAAUAGUAUAUCAUAUUCCAAUAGGAGUAUACAUCGCUCUCCUGAUAUAGAAGCAACUCCAAAUGUCAUUACUAAUCGUACUGCAUCAUUCAUGGGAACAAGCAAUUUAAGUUGUGUUACGAACAACGGUACACCACCAGCACACGCUACUCCCGGUCAUAUUGCUAGCAACAUUACGUCAUUUAGUGGCACCUCCGGUAUUCUUCAAAAUUCUUCUUUUGAAAGGUUGUCAUCCGGUAAACAUUAUUUGGACCAUGGUGACCAAUGCGUUACUUGUGAAGUAUGUAAUGCAAAGUUGUGGAAUGCAGAAAAAGGAAAAGGAAGAAAAAAGGAUGGAAAAGUUUGUUAUUUCAUUUGUUGUUCUUAUGGCAUAGUAGAGCUUCCAGAUUACAAAGAUGCAAGAGGAAGUUAUCGGAUUCUGUUUACUAACAAUGGUGAUGAAAGCAAGCACUUUUUGAAAAAUAUUCGCCGUUACAAUUCUAUGUUUGCAUUUACUUCAAUGGGUGGUAAGGUUGAUUCGACGGUUAACAGAGGCAAUGGUCCUUUUUGCUUUAGAAUUAGCGGCGAGAAUUAUCAUACAAUUGGAAGUCUUAUGCCAAUCAACGGAGCUCAACCAAAAUUUUGCCAACUAUACAUAUAUGAUACUGAAAACGAAAUUUCAAACAGGCAAUCGAUAUUUAGGGGUUCAGAUGGUGCGUCUUCUUCUUCAUCGGCAAAUGUUGAUAUUAAAUUGAUCGAACAUAUAAAGGAUGUACUAGACAAUGACAACGAGUUGGUCAAAACUUAUAGAAGAGUUAGGGAUUCCUUCCAAGACAACCCUAAUGUAAAUGUGAAGCUUCGAAUAAUUGGAGCAAGAGAAAAAGAUGGUCGCACGUAUAACUUACCAACGGCUGGUGAGAUCGCUGCUCUUAUUGUUGGUGAUAUCGAAAAUGUGGUUGACAAUAGAGAUAUUAUAGUUGAGAAUCGAACAGGUGAACUAAAAAGAAUUAGUGAGUUGCAUCCAUCAUAUCUUGCACUACAAUAUCCGAUUCUGUUUCCGUACGGAGAUGAUGGCUACAGAAUUGAUAUCCCUCAUAGAGGUGUUGUUGAUGUUGUUAAUAAAACACGUCCAAAGUGUACUAUGAGAGAGUUCUUUGCCUAUCGUAUCCAGGAUCGUAUAAAUCAGUUUUCAUUAAUCCUUAAUUCUAAGAGGCUUUUCCAGCAGUUCCUGGUUGACGCAUAUACUAUGAUAGAGAGCGAGAGACUUAGGUACAUACGAUAUCAACAAAAAGAUCUUAGGUCCGACACAUAUGAAAGUCUCCGUAAAUUACGAAGUAAAGGUCAAGAUGAUAUAUCUAAAGCUGGAAAACGCAUUUUUUUGCCGUCUUCUUUUACUGGUGGAGCACGAUAUAUGAUGCAAAACUAUUUAGACGCUAUGGCUCUGUGUAAGUGCUUUGGUUAUCCAGAUUAUUUUAUUACCAUAACAUGCAAUCCAAAAUGGCCAGAAGUUCAAGGGUUUCUCAAAGACACCAAUCUUAGUCCAGAAGAUAGGCCUGAUAUCCUGUCUAGACUCUUCAAAAUAAAACUCGAUUCUAUCUGCAAAGAUUUAAAAAAGAAUCAUCUAUUAGGCAAAGCGUCAGCAGGUAAUGUUAACAAAAUAAUUCAAUUAUUAGUCAUCAUCAAAGCUAACACUUUGUUUUAUUUUUCUGUAGCUGUUUACACUAUCGAGUUCCAAAAACGUGGUUUGCCUCAUGCACAUUUAUGCUUAUUCAUGGAACCUGAAUUCAAAUUACCUACUGUGGACCAUGUUGAUUCAUUUAUAUCUGCUGAAAUUCCAAACAGAGAAGAAGAUCCAGAAUUAUUCAUCCUGGUGAAAGAGUAUAUGAUACAUGGUCCAUGUGGUAAUGCUAGGUUGAGCUCUCCAUGUAUGGUAGAUAUGAAGUGUUCAAAAUGCUUUCCAAAAAAGUUUCAAGAUCAUACAACACUUGAUUCAAAUGGGUUUCCAUUAUACAGAAGGAGAAACAAUGGUUCUUCUGUUGUGAAAAAUAAAAUUGAGCUUGAUAACAGGAGUGUGGUUCCUUAUAACAAAAAAUUAUUGAAAAGAUAUCAAGCUCAUAUCAACGUUGAAUGGUGCAAUCAAGCCGCGUCUAUAAAAUAUCUUUUUAAAUACAUCAAUAAAGGUCCUGAUCGAGCCACUAUAGCUGUUGCGCGUGGUGAUAGUCAACCGGAAGAGCAACCACAAGACGAGAUCAAAGAGUAUUACGAUUGCCGCUAUAUAUCAGCUUGCGAAGCAUCUUGGAGGAUAUUUGCUAAUGAGGUACAUUAUAGAAGACCUUCUGUUAUGAGGCUUCCAUUCCAUUUACCUGGCCAACAACCUGUUGUUUUCGGCCCUGACGAGGAUAUUAACUCCGUUCUAAACAAACCUUCAGUUAAAUCUUCAAUGUUUCUAUCAUGGAUGGAACGUAAUAAAGACCCAAAUGACCUGUUGGCACGUACACUUACAUACUUUCAGUUCCCUAUUUUUUAUGUAUGGAAGCUUGACAAGCGAGUAUGGGAACCAAGAAAAGGGAAAAAAUCAAUUGGCAGGAUUCAUUCCGUAUCUCCAACUUUAGGUGAAGCGUAUUUCUUGAGAAUUCUUCUUAACAAGGUUAGAGGACCAACAUCGUUUGACGACAUUAAAACAGUUAAUGGUAAAGUUUACGAUACAUGCAGAGAUGCUUGCUACGCACUUGGCCUUUUAGAUGAUGAUUCAGAAUAUGUAGAGGCAAUAAAAGAAGCAAAUUUAACUGGAAGCGCUUCAUACAUUCGCAAUUUAUUUUCUACGAUGUUGUUAUCCGGUAGUCUUUCUAGACCUGAGGUUGUUUGGGAAACUUCGUGGAGAUACAUGGCGGACGAUUUUGUUUACAGAUUAGCAAAAUACCAUCGAGUGACAGCGUUAUCAAUUCCGGAUCACCAACUGAAGAACUAUGUGUUGGUCGAAAUUGAAAAGUUUUUAUUGCGAAAUAAUUCUUCUUUGCGAAGAUUUGAAUCAAUGCCAUAUCCAGAUAUGUCGUCUUCAGGUAUUUCCGAUUGUCGUUUGAUAUACGAGGAGCAGGCAUAUGAUACAACAUACCUUGGAAAUCUGUACGAUAGUCAUUUGACAAUGUUAACUGAUGAACAACGCACUGUUUUUGAAGAGAUUAUGGCAGCAGUAAACAGUGAUAACGGUCAGAUUUUUUUCCUUUAUGGCUAUGGCGGAACAGGUAAAACUUUUCUAUGGAAAACAUUGUCCGCUGCAAUUAGAUCAAGAGGUCAAAUCGUGUUAAAUGUGGCUUCCAGUGGAAUUGCAUCGUUGUUGUUAGAUGGUGGCAGGACUGCACAUUCCUGGUUUAGCAUACCGUUGAAUCUUACUGAAGAUUCCGUAUGCCAAAUAAAACCAGAAAGUGAUUUGGCUAAAUUACUUCACGAGACUAAAUUGAUAAUUUGGGAUGAAGCACCUAUGGUUCACAAACAUGCAUUUGAAGCGCUCGACAGAACAAUGAAUGACGUUUUCAACAUUGACACAUCUCUAAAUUCUGAAAUCCGCUUUGGAGGUAAAGUUAUUGUUUUUGGAGGGGAUUUUAGACAAAUAUUACCUGUUGUUCCAAAUGGUGGCAAACAAGAGAUUGUUAAUGCCUCCUUAUGUUCGUCUUAUUUGUGGAGUAAAUGUAAAUUGCUAAGACUAACUAGAAACAUGAGGUUAACGGUUGGAAGAUCUACGGCUGAUGUUGAUGAAAUAAAUAGUUUUGGCAAAUGGCUUUUGGAUUUGGGUGAGGGAAACGUUGGUGGUCCAAAUGAUGGAGAAGCAACUAUUGAAAUACCACGAGAUCUUUUGAUUACUGAUCCAUUUGAUCCAAUUGGAAGUUUAAUUGAUUUUGUUUAUCCAUCAAUCUUGGAAAACGUAGACGCCCAUAACUAUUUUAGUGACCGGGCCAUACUUGCACCUAAAAAUGAAGUUGUUCGUGAGAUUAAUGACAGGUUGCUAGCAAUAUUUCCUGGUGAAGAAAAAGAGUAUCUUAGUUCUGACAGUCUUUGUCCGUCUGAAGAUGUAAAUUCUACACAACAAAGACUUUACUCUCCAGAUGUGCUCAAUGGUCUUAAAAUAUCUGGCCUACCUAAUCAUAGGUUAGUCCUUAAAGUUGGUGUUCCAGUCAUGUUAUUAAGAAAUAUUGAUCAACGGAAUGGAUUGUGCAAUGGUACAAGGCUACAAGUAAAGAAGCUGCACAACCGUGUAAUAGAAGCAGAGAUAAUAUCUGGUUCAAAUAUUGGUACUUGCACAUAUAUCCCUCGAUUAAACUUGAUACCUUCUGAUAAAAAGAUUCGUUUCUCUUUUCAAAGAAGACAAUUUCCACUGGCCGUAUGUUUUGCAAUGACCAUCAACAAAAGUCAAGGUCAAUCUCUUUCAAGAGUAGGUUUGUACCUCAAACAACCAGUCUUCUCUCAUGGUCAGUUGUAUGUUGCCUUAUCAAGGGUGAAAACAAGAAAUGGUGUGAAGAUACUCAUACUUGACAACAAUGGAAAACCUACGGAUAAAACAACUAAUGUGGUGUAUAAAGAGAUAUUCAACGAUUUGUGA
This is a messenger RNA of Helianthus annuus (common sunflower), 4983 nucleotides long. RefSeq lists its product as uncharacterized. The record is from RefSeq and is a predicted model, not a curated record. NCBI's taxonomy places the organism in Eukaryota, Viridiplantae, Streptophyta, Magnoliopsida, Asterales, Asteraceae. Gene Ontology annotation, molecular function: DNA helicase activity. Gene Ontology annotation, biological process: telomere maintenance; DNA repair. The transcript has 9 exons. The coding region runs from base 1 to 4983 and encodes 1660 amino acids.